UCAUGAUCCGAGACCACUGCUGAGCUACCCAUAUAAGUCUACAUUGGUCUCGAACAUUCUCUGGACCAUACCGCGGGGUAUAUAUUCAUCGGGAUAUCAUUUGAAGUACUGUGCGUCGAUAUUUCAUUCAGAUCUGAGUAGAAUCAUUGACGCUACAGUGGUUUCUGCAUGUACCCAGUUUGUAUGGCAUUUCCUUGGCGCAGACACAGUAUUACUUUCAUGAAUAUACGCAUGACCAUCUGUACACACGAACUCUGUCGCUCAAUUGUAUUACAUAUACAUUGUUUGGUGCCUCAUGGGUCACAUGCGGCACAGGCUCCCCUUGACCAUAACGAUGGUGGUACUUUCGUUAUUGUCCUUUUCGGCAUAGCAUCAAUUCAUACUCUGACCUUCAACAUCGCCGAAAGUGUAUCGCAAGUGCAGGUGACCUCGUCGAUUCAGACCGUCGCUGCGACGGUCACAGACGUAUACAUCGCUGUGGCUCUGUCGAUCAUCUUUGAUAGCAAGCGGACAGGUUACACUGGAACGGACUCACUCGUGACAAAGCUCGUGGCAUAUGCGCUGCAACGCGGGAUCAUGACAGCCUUGCUUCAGUUCUUGCAGUUUAUCACUCUCCACUUCAGCGGCACCCAGCUCACCUGGACCAUUGUAUACUUUCCAGUUGGCAAGAUUUACACCAAUUCCUUGGUUUCGAUGCUGAACAUGCGUCAUUGGCUUCGAGAGACGAUGGGAGACGAGAUCGAGCUUGGUGUGUCAGGGAGUAGCGACUCGUCAACAUGCUCGGAUCCGCCGUGCAUGCCACGGACAGCGCAAAUCCCCGGCGUAAAGAAGGUGCUCUCGGGCGGGGACUUGCAUUCAGGGAGAGUGCCGAGAAAGAUCAGAGUUGAGACCGAACCUUGCGGACCGCAUCAUCUGUGUUGACCACAGACACAGCGGCUACCACGCCUUUCACUGCGCAUGCCUUGCACUCACGCCCAUCUCGGUAACCAAUGGGUCUCCUAAAUUUCAAUACCUCAGGAGAUACCUGACGGGCUGAGAGUUCCGCGCACAUACAAGCACAUCCACGCCACCCAGACAUUAAUAAUGUACCAGCAACGCAUUCAAGACAUCGGAACUCUUGACGACCGUCGACGGCCCUAACAAACUCAUUUGGGCGCUCUUCCACUGCCCGCGAAGCAA
Fomitopsis serialis is the source of this 1179-nucleotide messenger RNA. RefSeq lists its product as uncharacterized. Lineage: Eukaryota; Fungi; Basidiomycota; Agaricomycetes; Polyporales; Fomitopsidaceae. The transcript is spliced from 17 exons. The coding region runs from base 169 to 921 and encodes 250 amino acids. The record is from RefSeq and is a predicted model, not a curated record.